CCAAUAAACAGGCGCUAACGAGAUAACUGCAGUUUUUCUCAUGGCGAGCAUUUGGGUUUCUGAACCCAGAACCAUCUGCAGCUCCAAGACACAGCUCCUGCUGUUAUCCAUCCUGCUACUUCAGGAACUCUUCUGUGGCAGGAGCAGUCCCAUUCCAGCCCCAGGGCUUGACGAUGGACACAGAGGGGUGGUGGAUCCAUCGUUGCUGGAGCAGGAUAAUAACGUAGACAUGCAGAGUCUGCUGGAGAACUUGAAGGGACAAUUUCUGCAGACUUUCAACCUCUCAGGUUCGGGUCCUUCACUGUCUCCUGGAAACUUGAGAGAGGAGCCACCUGAGUACAUGAUGGAGCUCUACAACCACUUUGCUAAUGACCACAAUGCAAUGCCUUCUGCCAGCAUCAUCCGCAGCUUUAAAAAUGAAGGUAAGGCUCGUUUGUUUAUUGAGGGGCUAAUGGGUCAAAGGCGUCACCCCCUCCUCUUCAAUGUCUCAGUCGCUCACCAUGAACGCAUCACCGCAGCAGAACUCCGCAUCUACACCCUGGUCCAGACUGACUGCCACCUUUACGCAGGGAUUGACCGCAAGGUCACAAUUUAUGAAAUCGAAUCGAAUGGGCAGGCAGACUAUGUGACAAAUGAUAACAUAACUGGAAUAGAUGUGUUCAGAAGAGAAGGAGAGCAGAUGAAGUGGGUGGAGUUGGCAUCACGACAGGUUUAUGGUACUGAUAACGGGUGGCAGGCCUUCGAUCUCACUGCCGCUGUGCAACGCUGGCACAAUUCUGACGGGGUCACCACGCACCGGUUAGAAGUGCAUAUUGCCAGCAUGUCUGAUGAUGGUGUUCAAAAUAUGUUAGAGGACAACAAAAACAGGCAUCCACCUGUAGGGGACAUGAAGGUUGAUACUAGACCUGAGGAGAAACACAAACCCCUGCUCAUUGUUUUCUUAGACGAUCAGAGCAGCGACCACCGGCAUGACAAGUGUGAGCUGAAUGAGAUGAUUGACCAUGAAACCUCAAACAUAGUUCUGCAGAAUAACAUAGGGAUGGGUGAUUGGAGUGAUGAGGGAAGAGAACAAUCUGAGCCUGAUGAAGAGGAUCUCAUUCAGAUGCGGUCCAAUCUCAUCUUUGACUCAACGUCACGCAUCCGUCGCAAUGCCAAAGUCAACCACUGCAAAAAACAGUCUCUAUAUGUAGAGUUCAAAGAUAUUGGCUGGGAUAGUUGGAUCCUAGCCCCUCCUGGCUACGACGCCUAUGAGUGCACUGGCGUUUGCUCUUUUCCACUCACAAAGCAUGUCACACCAACCAAACAUGCCAUUGUUCAGACGUUGGUCAACAUAAACAGUCCUCAAAAAGCAGCACGAGCUUGUUGUGUGCCCACAAAGCUAGACCCUAUCUCCCUGCUCUACCUGGACGAGACAGGUGUGGUCACCUAUAAGUACAAGUUUGAAGGCAUGGUGGUCGCUGAGUGUGACUGCAGAUAGUCCCUGCUCUGAGACGGAACUAAACUUAUCGUAAGGUCUUAUCGACGCAGAGGAAAGGCACUGAAAAAAACAAUAAGCUGGAAGAGGAGGACAGAAUGUCUUUGACAAAAUGGCAUGACUAUUGUUCGUCCCAGUUCGUGCAAGCAUGUGUGGACAAACAAGACUCACUAAAGACACUGCUCACCUUUAUGCCAAUAUAGACAGUGGAGAGACAACAUGUCACUGACCUACAGUCUGCAUGUUGCCAAAAGUGACACCAACAAGAGCAAAAAGGAACAAGAUUUUCCAAGGACUCAACCAAGUACAUGAUCUGUCUAGGAAGCCUUGUGGGAACUUACAGGCCAACACUUCCCCUCCCUCCACUUCCCCUACCUCCACUUCCCCCCUGACAUCUGUCUUCCUUUCCACUUAUCUCUGGACUCCCCACUCGAUGCAAACACUAAUCAGCACUUCAUGUGUCCUGGUGCAGGAAAAUGACCUCCCAGAAGCAACCUGACAAGACAUGAACUUUACAGGCCCCGCUCCUGCCUCCUGCAGACCCCUGAUACGUAAGUGCUGUGUGGGGGUUGUGGUGGUGGCAUGGUUAUCUCUCCCAUAGUCUGUUUCCAACGUCACAUGCCUUUCUUCAACUCCCUGGAGCUGGAAUGAUAGCAAGGUGUUGGAGAGUAAGACACAUGAGAAACAUGUGAGACAACUACUUUAGUUGGAGAACUGGAUGCCAUUCUGCACAUACUUUGACUGCUUGGACUCAAGGGGGUCUAUGACAGGUGGGGGGGGUCCACAUUCCUAGGUAAAAAUGUUUACUGACCCAUUUUCAUGUACACCAUCCUAAGCUAUAGGUCAUACAUCACUUUUAUGUAGAAAUGUCCUUUACAGAACAUUAGCUUCUGUAAGCUAAUACCAAGUGUGAAAACAGGGGCCCAGUCUCAAAUUUCUGUGACCGCACCUCCCCAAGAAAAUGCCAAUAUUUUCUUAUGUUGUUAGCCUUUUGAUACCUCUGCUGCUUGUGUCAAAUAAAACACUAUUUAUUGUUCUAACUUAUUGAUUUUUACAACAGAGUAGAUAUAUAAGAAUAUGCAUAUGUAAAUUUGAUAUAAAUAUAACUUUUUUCUUGUGUAAUCAUGACAAUGCAUUUGCAGCAUAAUGUGAUUUGUUGUUGGGAAGAGAAAUGGUAACAGUUUUUAAAGGCAUAAAGAAUAAGUACCUGGUUAAAAAAAUAAAAGUUGCCUUUUGUCUAAACAGUGAGUGAUUAACUCCUGUUUUAUUGUAACUAAGAAGGAGGAUCGUUUCAUACAAAAACAUACCAAUCAUUACUGAAGCAUCAAGCUGACUUUUUGUUUAUUUAACUCUAUGCCAUUUAUAAAUUUCAUUACUAGAUGCUGCUAUUAAAAAAGAAAAACUUAGGUCUAUCGCAUCAGUGCUGUGAAAACUGGCCGCUUUUAUAUAAGCUGUUGAAAACACUUUGUUAUAUCCCAAUACUUUAAUAGUCUAACCAAAACAUAAUCCCUUUGUAAAAUGUUUUAACUUUAAAACUUGUAUUUCAAAGGCCAAAAAAUAAGUAAAAUACACCAAGAAAUAAUCUUUAAAAAAUGUAGUUCUUUACCAUGAAAAAUACAGUA
Molecule: messenger RNA, 3096 nt
Organism: Cynoglossus semilaevis (tongue sole)
Lineage: Eukaryota; Metazoa; Chordata; Actinopteri; Pleuronectiformes; Cynoglossidae
Product: bone morphogenetic protein 10-like
Biological process (GO): BMP signaling pathway
Cellular component (GO): extracellular region
Molecular function (GO): growth factor activity; cytokine activity
Source: RefSeq, a predicted model, not a curated record